AAAACCAACAAAACAGGACAAUUAUUAACUCUAGGAAAACAAAAAGUUAUGCAAGAAAGGAAAAGCAAUCAUAGUUUGGUAUACAACUUGGCCGUAACUAUUGUUUGCAUGAUUAUAGUAGCACAAAUACUGACGAUUAAUGUAAUCCAAAUCAGAAUAUAACUAUUUUGGGAAUAUGGAGAGGUAAAAACGUUGGGGGUGAACAUGGCGGGGGAGGGGGCGGAGUGAUGGAUAAAGAAAGCUACAGUCUCCUCUUGUGUCUCAGCACUCAGGCCCAAGGCAGAGCCUCUGUUCCAUGAGUGGCCACGGACCGGAAUCGUUGGAAGAAGGGAUCCCCUAGCUCUCCACUCACCCAGGACUUAGCCUCAGCAAAAGGAGGCUAGGAGCUGGAUGAGAAACGCUGACAUCCUGUUCCACUGACCAGGAGCUGUGGGGAGGAGGCUCUGUGCUCUUGCCUGCAGCAUCUGAGUGGAGUCUUGUCCUGCUGAGCUGAGAGAGGGAAGGAAGGGAGAGGUGCUGGUGCAAACCUCACAGGAGCUGGUUUCUUACCAAAGAAUUUUCACAUUUUUGAAUAGUUUCUUCAGUUGCUGUUUGCCCUUAUGACCAUUUCCAGAGGCUUUAAGUGGUUGUUUGUUGCUGUUCUAAACAAUCUUUACCAGUUUCAUUCGGGGUGAGCCCGCCCAGCUCUUCACGCUGUCAUGCGGGUAGUCAAUGCCUUUAGCUUUGAAUCUUGCAACUCUCCUGUAAGUUUAAAAUUACUUCAAGAAAAGUUAAGACAUUUUUAAAAAGUCACAAGAAAGUAGUUAUUAGGAAUAAGUAGGUUAAAACAUACAGCCCCUUCACUUUUGCUGUUUAUUGUUUCCAUUGGUAACGAGCCAUAACAGCUCCUAGAACUACUUUAAAUAUACGCCCCAGAGAGUAAACAGGAAGCGGCGGCGUGGCAGCCUCCCUGGAGAGUAGGAGAAUAUUUCAAAUCAAGGGACUCCUGGGGGCCGGUGAGUGGGACCUCUAGGUAUUCAACUUUUUAGGGUGAAAACUGAGACAGUCCGGGGCCAGCCGAGGCCGCCGGAGGGGGAGUGGGCAGGGCAGCGCCACGCAGAGCGGUCGCCCAGCACCACGUCCACUUGCAGGCUUUCGGUUUCUUGGCCUCCAUCUUGCCCGCGCUUCCCCGGCGUCUGGGAGAGUGAAGGCGGCAGGUCGGAGCGAGCGGAGAACCCCGGCGGUGGGCAGGCUGAACUCCUCCAUUGGAAAGGAUUCUGAAGGAAAUGAAGAAAGCCUUCAGAAAUGAAUUUGACAGCUUCAUGGCUUUCUGUUAACUGGACUGGAGCUUUAUUACAACAGUUCCUUGGAAGGACACUGUGCAUGAUGUCUGCUGAGGUUAUCCAUGAGGUUGAAGAGGCACUUGACAAAGAUGAGAAGGAGAUGCUUCUUUUUCUUUGCCGGGAUGUUGCUGCAGACGUGGUUCCACCUAAUGUCAGGGACCUUCUGGAUGUUUUGAAUGAGAGAGGUAAGCUGUCUGCUGUGGCCUUGGCUGAGCUGCUCUACAGAGUGAGGCGGUUUGACCUGCUCAAGCGGAUCUUGAAGAUGGACAAAACAGCAGUAGAGGCCCACCUGCUCAGGCACCCUCACCUUGUUUCGGACUAUAGAGUGCUGAUGACAGAGAUUGGCGAGGAUUUGGAUGAAUCUGACGUGUCUUCAUUAAUUUUCCUCAUGAGGGAUUACACAGGCCGAGGCAAGAUAGCCAAGGAUAAGAGUUUCUUGGAUCUUGUGAUUGAAUUGGAGAAACUAAAUCUGAUUGCUCCAGAUCAAUUGGAUUUAUUAGAAAAAUGCCUGAAGAACAUUCACAGAAUAGACCUAAAGACAAAAAUCCAGAAAUACAAGCAAUCUGGCUCAGGAACAAGUUACGUGAAUGCUCUCCAAGCCUCUCUCCCAAACUUGAGUCUCAAGGAUCCUUCAUAUAACUUAAGGGUGAGUCUGGAGCAACCAUGUGGAAUACCAGCAUGAAAAAGUUUCAGAGCUUUGAGAAAAAUAUACAUAUUCUCACUGCACAUAUAUUAUUUAAUAUCUGAAAAAAUUGUGAUAGAAAUGUCUUUUUUUAAAAAAUAUGUCACCCAUAUCCCACUACCUAAAGACAACAGCUGAUAAUAUUUUGGUGUAUUUCCUCUAGUUUCUUUUCUGUGUAUGUUUGCAUGUAUAUCUGUAUAUAUAGUUGGGACAUUUUUUCAUUGUUCCUUUGAAAAUGUAACUUCUUAAAUAAAAAUAGAUAGGACAUACCUCUUGACAAAAAAUUCAACAUGUAUUAAAAAUAUAUUUUCUUGUUACCCCUAUAAUAUUGACUACCAGUUCCUUUCUCCAGAGGCAGCUGUUAUUGACAUUUCUUCUGUUACCUUAUAGAGAUAGUACGUGAACAUAUAAUAUUUCAUUGUUUAGAUUUUGUACAAAUGGUAGCACACUAUGCCCAUUGUUGUGCUCUGGACAUUAUUGGAAAUUUGCCCACAUGAUUCAUAUGGAACUUCCUGUUUAAUUAUUAUUUUGAAUGAUCAUACAUGGCUCCAUUUUCUAGAUGUAUUGUAAUGUGAUAAUUGUUGAUAUGCAUUUAGAUUGUUUCCAAUAUUUUGUUACCGCAAUGUUGUAAAAUAAAUAUCCUUGUACUUAC
This is a messenger RNA of Galeopterus variegatus (Sunda flying lemur), 2656 nucleotides long. RefSeq names its product CASP8 and FADD-like apoptosis regulator. The record is from RefSeq and is a predicted model, not a curated record. Bases 1285 to 2004 code for a protein of 239 amino acids. Gene Ontology annotation, biological process: negative regulation of extrinsic apoptotic signaling pathway via death domain receptors. Lineage: Eukaryota; Metazoa; Chordata; Mammalia; Dermoptera; Cynocephalidae. The transcript has 6 exons. Gene Ontology annotation, molecular function: protein binding.